Molecule: messenger RNA, 1121 nt
Organism: Rhinichthys klamathensis goyatoka
Lineage: Eukaryota; Metazoa; Chordata; Actinopteri; Cypriniformes; Leuciscidae
Gene: dorip1
Product: chromosome unknown C14orf28 homolog
Exons: 5
Coding region: 82-1083 (333 amino acids)
Source: RefSeq, a predicted model, not a curated record
UCAGGUGGGCGGGGCGCCGCGCUGGAAAACAGAUGCCAUGUUUGUUUACUGCGUAGAGAUGAAGACGUGCGAAACAUUAAUAUGGAGAGAGAUUUCUGCUGUUUAACAGACACAGAGGAUCUGCGGAGCUUCAUCUCACACUCCGAGAGGACCAAGACUCUCUUCGAGGAGAUCCGCGCCUCCAUCAACAAUAACGCGGAGGGCGAGCGCUGGUUCUGGCGGCCGGUCCUGCCGUGGGGCGGCGUGUUCCCCAUCCGAGCGGGACGCAAGGCCAUCGCCUCCACGCCGCUGUACGUGCAGAUCAGCCUGAAGAACACCUGCACCAUCGACGGGUUCCUCAUGCUGCUGUACGUCAUCCUGCGGGACAACCGGAGCUUCGCCCGCGAGCUGGCGCCCUUCCUGGGCAAGCGCUUCGUGGAGCACUUCCUGUUCCUGAUGGACUCGUGCGACUACACCACCGUGAAGAUGCUGUGGAUCUGGGACCGCAUGUCCAAGCGCCAGUACCGGUCCGAGGUGAACCACACGGCGCUGGAGAUCGACCUGUUCGGCAACGAGCACGAGAACUUCACCAAGAACCUGGAGGACCUGAUGUCCAGCGCGCAGGAGAGCUGGUGCUCCAGCGGGAGCUGCCCGACCCGCUUCCAGGAGCACCAGCGCAAGACCAUCAGCGUCAAUCCUCCUCAUGAGCUUCCAGAUAAAGAUCCCAUUCAGUCGGCGCUGGACCAGUUCUUCUGCCCGCGGCUGGAGCCAUGUGAAGAGUCUGAAUGUGACGGUCUGAGAGAGUUCAGUCCGAGGCUCUUCUGUCACGGUCCUCCAGCGUUCGUGAUCCUCGACAUGCAGAUGUGGCGUUCAGAGGAUCUGCCGUACGUGCCGUUUCACCUGGAGCUCUCGGAACAACGGUAUUCGCUGGAGGGCGCGACGCUCUUCAACAGAGAUGAACAUCAUUAUUCCGCCGCGUUUCAGAUCGACGGGUUCUGGAUGCAUUACGACGGUUUACGGAGCGACAACCUCGUGCUCCUGAACAAACCCCCCGCCUUCCUGCUCCUGUCCUCACUCGUCUACAUCAGGAGCACAGACCGAUGAACACACACACACACACACACACACACCUCCUGCUCCUG